AUGACGGCCGUGGGGCCUGCACGGCUUGCGGCCCUAAUAGAAGAGAUCGCUGCCGACAAACGGCUGCAAGCAGAUAUGGAAAUCCUUCCUGCAAACUAUACUUUCGAAAUCCCAAAAACAAUCUGGAAAAUUCGUUCUACUGGUAGCAAACAAGUGGCGCUACAGUUUCCUGAAGGUUUGAUCAUGUAUUCCUGUCUAAUCGCGGACAUUCUGGAGAAGUAUACCGACUGCACAAUAGUUAUCAUGGGCGAUGUUACUUAUGGAGCAUGCUGUGUGGAUGACUAUACCGCAAAAUCUUUAGGCUGCGAUCUUCUUGUGCAUUAUGGUCACAGCUGUCUUGUACCUAUCCAGAACACUGAAGGAAUAGCAUUACUAUAUAUUUUUGUGAGCAUAAAUAUCAACAUCAGUCAUUUUGUCGACUGCAUUCGCGACAACUUCAGGCCUCCAUGCAAACUUGGAUUGGUUAGCACUAUUCAGUUUGUAUCAUCUCUUCAGUCAGCUCGUGCGGCUCUUGAAGAUAGUGGACUCGAGAUUAUUUUACCUCAGUGCAAACCGCUUAGCCCUGGGGAAAUUCUCGGAUGCACCUCGCCACAAUUGGGCGAUAGCUGCGACGCUGUUGUAUACCUUGGUGACGGGAGAUUCCAUUUGGAGUCUCUGAUGAUUCAUAAUCCAUCAGUGAAAGCAUAUCAGUAUGAUCCGUAUUCGAGAAAGUUUACUCGAGAGCACUACGAUUUCGACGUAUUGAUGAAGAAUAGGAAAGGAGCAAUAGAUAUAGCUCGUAAGUGCACUGUAUUUGGUAUCAUUCAAGGAACACUCGGUCGCCAGGGAAAUAUAAAGAUUGUAGAGGAACUGGAGCGGCGGUUAGAGGCCAAAAACAAGAAGUUUAUGCGAGUUUUGUUAUCUGAAAUUUUCCCAGAUAAGCUAGCGAAAUUCGAGGAAGUCGACUGUUGGGUGCAAGUGGCAUGUCCUCGCUUGUCCAUUGAUUGGGGUGUAGAGUUUCCAAGACCUCUUUUGUCGCCGUUUGAGCUCGCUGUGGCCCUUGAUGAAAUCGCCCUUCCAUCUUCACACUAUCCAAUGGAUUAUUACGCCAAUAAGUCGCUUGGACCUUGGACGAAUAAUCAUGAAUCCUAUCGGCCAGUGAGAACUAGGCGGCGAGAAAAGGUGGUGGUAACUGCUGCAGGAAUUUGAGCUUUUGUCACAAUCUCUUUGCAAAAUUCUUCAUACUUCUCACAUAGAACGGUAGUUCCCACGUUGAAUGGACCGAUUAUGUUACGGCUGUGUACUUCUCAUCUCUACUUGCGUCAUUUUACAAUCCUGAACGUGCUGUGUAAAGCUUCUUCUGCAGCCGGGAACAUUAAGCUGUGUAACUUCAGCCUUUUGCAGAGUAUUCAUCAAUCACCUUUUUGGAUUUGCUCUUCCAAUGUUCACCAUGCAAAGAUUUGCUGCUUCUAUACAAAAACUUCCCA
Molecule: messenger RNA, 1466 nt
Organism: Cylicocyclus nassatus
Lineage: Eukaryota; Metazoa; Nematoda; Chromadorea; Rhabditida; Strongylidae
Source: the annotation of a GenBank genome assembly